AAAGAUGAGAAAUUUAUUGUAAAGGUGACACCUUUUUUGGUGCUUCUCUCUCCUCUCUAUCUCACUCUCUCCAAAAAGGAAGGAGAGAAGAAGCCCCCUCCACAGCCAUUAAUUAAUUUAUUAUUCAGAGACCCACCUCUCCAAGAGCCCAAUUUUUUAUACAUGUUUCCUGUGGAAUAAGGUGGUCUCCUCUCUCCUGUUCCCACUUGUUCUUCCUCUCUGUGCCCAACAAUCAGUAGUAUUCAGUGGGAGCGAGAAAGGAAUCAUGUGGCGAAAGAAGCACGGAUCUCACGGAAACCAGGAGCAUGAUAUUGAGCAGCAAGAAGCAAAGAUCAAGGAACUGAGGGCGGCCAUCGGGCCGUUGUCGGGCCGUAGCUCGAAGUACUGCUCGGAAGCGUGCCUGCGGAGAUAUCUAGAAGCUCGGAAUUGGAACGUCGAUAAGUCGAGGAAAAUGUUGGAGGAGAGUCUCAAGUGGAGAUCGACUUUCAAGCCCGAAGAGAUUCGUUGGCCUGAGGUUGCCGUCGAAGGCGAAACCGGUAAAAUAUACCGAGCUAACUUUCACGAUCGACAAGGGAGAAUCGUACUCGUGAUGAAACCUGCCAAGCAGAACACGACGUCGCACGAGAACCAACUUCGGCAUUUGGUUUAUUUAUUGGAGAACGCGGUCCUGAAUCUGCCCGAGGGCCAGGAGCAGAUGGUGUGGCUGAUCGACUUCAGAGGGUGGUCGUUGACGAACUCGGUGCCGAUAAAAACCGCGCGAGAAACCACGAAUAUCCUCCAAAAUCACUACCCCGAGAGGCUCGCCAUCUCAUUUCUUUACGAUGCGCCGAGAGUUUUCGAGGCCUUUUGGAAGGUUGUGAAGUAUUUUCUCGACCAAAAAACCUUCCAGAAGGUGACCUUCGUAUACUCGAACAACGAGGAGAGCAAGAAGCUCCUGCACAAGCACUUCGACCCGGAGACGCUCCCCGUGGAGUUCGGGGGGGAGAACAAGACGGAGGAGUACGAUCACGACGAGUUCUCGAAGAUGAUGACGAGCGACGACAUGAAAUUCGCGAGUUUUUGGGCGUCGGAGGAGACGAACGGCGCGCCCAAUGACGUACACAUCGGGCACUCGGCGUCAAGGGAGGUCGAGGUUGCUUCGGAGCCCUCCUAUGUUUCUGCACAAGCAAACUGAGCUUAAAAAUAGUUAAGUUAUGUUUAGAAGGCGAAAUAACGAAAUCGGAUUCGGCGAAUUCAAUUUUAAAAAGUAUAGAUCUUUUAUAUCUACUUGAACAACAGUGGAUAUGUAGAGGAAUGGUUCCUUUUCUCUUUGCUAGAGAAAUUGUAUGAUGCAAAGAGGUUUUAAUACAAGUACUAAUGACUUUGUUAAUGCGAAAGCAUGUUUAACCUCA
This is a messenger RNA of Ananas comosus (pineapple), 1391 nucleotides long. RefSeq names its product random slug protein 5-like. Gene Ontology annotation, molecular function: phosphatidylinositol transfer activity. Bases 266 to 1174 code for a protein of 302 amino acids. Lineage: Eukaryota; Viridiplantae; Streptophyta; Magnoliopsida; Poales; Bromeliaceae. The record is from RefSeq and is a predicted model, not a curated record. The transcript has 6 exons.